UCAACUAGCGCGCCCAUCAAAACCCCAGUGGACCUUUCUCUCUUCCUCUGCCUUCGCCUUGCCUUCCCUGCUCUUGGCUUCCCAUAUGCAUUUCAGCGACCCUCAAACCCCCCAUAGGCGUAGGGUUGCAUGCAAUCGCCCGCCUAUUUUCUCUCGCUUCUGGUUCUCCUCACUGUCUCUUCUUCAUUUCCAUCGUUCAAACAAGCUACUGGGCCUCACUCUCGCUUGUGCCAUCUUCCCGCUGCCGUGUGCGCGCCCCCAUCCGACUUGGCUCGACAUGCGGAACCCUGAUCCGAAGCUCGGUCAAAUCCUCAACUUCCAGCGGGAUCCCAGCUGAAGCCCGCCGUUCUUUGUACAUAUCCCUCGUUGUUUCUUCAAGGACUCACUCGGGCCAUAUCGCAUCGAGCACGCCUGCCUGGUGAACCUUCUGUCUCCAAGGUCUGUAUUCGUACAGGCGUCAAGCCGGCUGCAUCUCCUUAGCGCGGCGUUAAGCAGGGGAAAGGCAAAAGAGGUCUCCCCCCCUCUCCUUCUCCCUCCCCUCCCUCCUACCGUUAGUGCCACUGCCGAAUAAUGUGUGGAGCUGCCGCCGUGCAAGUCGAGAUAGAGUCGCGAUAGAAGGGGGUUGCCGGCACUUUUGAAUGCCUCGCCGACGCCUUUCCUAACCCUCAACCUCCCCCAACUUUUCAGGCUGCUCUCCUUUCAACCGGUCGUUAGCUGACAAUACUCACUUGUCUCGACUUCAAACGACCACAUCUCUCUCUGUCCGUCACUCUUCCUCCUUCUACCCCUCAUUGGAGUCAGCUUCCCACCGCCUCUCCGACUCCCCCGAUAGGCCGCCGGCGCCCCGGAAAAUCCAAUCCGAUUCCAGACCUCUUGCUUCCCAACCCCCUCCCCUCCCCGACCGCAAAGCCCAUCUGCCCGUCCGAAGAGUCGCAAGUCACAAUGCCCGCCCACUCGCCGCCCUCACCAGCCCUCAAGCCGACGAAGAGGCCGCGCCAGGGCUCCUACGACGCCGACGCUUCCCCGCCCAUCUCCGCAGGCAUUGACCAGAGCCCGUCCACCGCCGAACAAAAUGAUCCGAUCGCCGCCGCUGGCGCAGCUUUGGUCAGUGCCGACAAGGCCGGAGGGAAGGCUGGUCAGAGCAGCAACUUUCGCAACGUGAGCGCCUGCAACCGCUGCCGCCUACGCAAGAACCGAUGCGACCAGAAGCUGCCCAGCUGCGCCAGCUGCGCAAAGGCCGGUGUCGCAUGCGUGGGCUACGACCCCAUCACCAAAAAGGAGAUUCCCAGAAGCUAUGUCUUUUAUUUAGAAACCCGCGUCGAGCAGCUCGAGGCGUUGCUCGCUAGCCGCAACAUUCCCUUCCCGCCCGCCGAGAACCUGGAGCUGUGCUCGCGCCCCGGCGUAGAGAUGGCAAAAUCGAACACGGACACCGCCCCCUCGGCGCGCUCCGAAAGCAUCGAUGGAUCCGGCUCGGUGAAGAACAGCGUACACCGACCCGAUCUAGAGAAGGCCAAGAAGGCGGAGGCGGGCGGUGCUGGCAUGCUCGAUAUCGUCAGUCCGCCCAAACCACGGUCUCUGGCCUCGGCCUCGGGCGUCUCUUUCAACCGCGUCGUCUUUGCUGCCGUACAAUACUCCGUAUCGGAUCACAACGGAUCCCAGGACCGGACCGGGGCCGGCAAAGGUCUACCCAUUGGCAGUGGGACGUCGAUGCGCGACUCCUUUUUCGGACUUCACACAAAACCCACCAUCCGCCCGGCGAACUUCCCCGAACGAGACGUGGGCAUGAGGCUCGUGACGCUCUACUUCGAGCACGCGAACCCCCAAAUACCUAUCCUCCACCGCGGCGAGUUUAUGCAGAUGUUUGAACAGGCGUACACUAGCCCGGGCGGACCGCGAGGGUCUCGGGAGCUCUACAUGCUGAACAUGGUCUUCGCGAUAGGGUGCGGCGUCAUCGUGGGCGAGCCCGUGAAGUCCGAGGGCUCUGGCGCCGGUCCUCGUAAUCAUGCAGAUUUGAACAAGUUUGGCCAGUCGCAGCCGGAGGAGUACCACGCGAGUGCCAUUGUACAUCUUGAGGCUUGUCUCGGUAACAGCGGCGGUGGUCUGGAGGUUUUGCAGGCCGUGCUGUUGCUGGCCAAUUUUGCGCUCCUGCGGCCUGUGCCGCCUGGUCUCUGGUACAUCAUCGGUGUCGCAGUGCGCCUAGCUGUGGACCUGGGCCUCCACUACGAAGACGGCAAUGACGUGGAAACAGCGAUGGUCGAGCCCUCUGGGAAGAUCAAGGACGAGAACAGCGACGCGAGCGAGGCGAGAAAUGCCCAAUCGCGAGAACGAGGCAGACGGCUGUAUAUCCGAGAUAUGAGGCGGAGGUUAUGGUGGUGCACGUACUCCUUGGACCGCCUCGUGAGCACUUGCGUAGGACGACCCUUCGGCAUCAGCGAUCAGGUCAUCACGACCGAGUUCCCCUCGCUCUUGGAUGACCAGUACGUCACGGCGGCCGGGUUUCUGGAGAUGCCCGCCGAUUCCUCUGUGCCGAGCUAUAAGCACGUAGCGUAUCAUUACUUCAAGCUGCGGCUGCUGCAGUCCGAGAUCCUGCAGGUGCUUCAAUACAACCAAACAAAGGUUGUGCGGGCUUCGGGGCAGAAUCUCACAAACUCGGAUAUGCACACCCACCUGCCGUCUCCGUUCCUCGUCAAGUUCGAUUCCUUCCGCUCGUGGCGCAUUGACAUCGACCGCAGGCUGUACCAGUGGAAGAACUCGGCGCCGACGAGGGAGGAGACGGGCGUGGCCUUCUCGACCGAGUUUCUGGAGCUCAACUACUGGCAGGCCAUCAUCAUGCUCUACCGUCAGAGCCUUAGCGUGCCCGCCCUAUUCGAGGGCGAGUACAACACCUCGAAUGAAGUGAACAGCCCGACGGCGUUUCAGGCGGAGCUACGGGAGGACGAGGACAGAAUAUAUCUCAAGGUCGCCGAAGCCGGACAGAAGAUCCUGCGUAUCUACCGCCAGCUUCAUUUGAGCGGGCUGGUCAGCUACACAUACCUCUCUACACACCAUCUGUUCAUGGCCGGCAUUUCAUACCUCUACGCCAUCUGGCACUCCCCCAUCGUCAGAAGCAGGCUGACUAUGGACGAAGUGGACUUCACCAUCUUGGCGGCUAAGUCGGUGUUCACUGACUUGAUUGACAAGUGUCCGCCUGCCGAAACCUGUCGCGAUGCCUUUGACCGGACGGCGAAGGCCACCAUCAAGAUGGCCAACUCGACGGGUGGCUUCAACUCAGUCCCGCCGCGCAAGACGCGCGAGAACAGGUUCGAAUGGAACUCCGCCUCCGGCGACGGGACCUCCACGUCGGGCGCGAGCCUUCCACGCCGCCGCCAACAGCACCAGUCGCAACAAAACAGCUACCAAAUGGACCUGGCGCUGUCUGACAGCCUCUCGUCCCCCAACCUCUCUGUAGCCGGCGAGCUGCCUCCGCGAAACUCCCCGCGCACCGCCGACUUCAACAUGAUGGGCCCAGGCCAGGGCAGCCCCUCGGAAAUCGACACCCCCUUCGUGGCCUCGCCGCCUGUGUCUCGCCGCGUGGCAGCCCAGCGAUCUAGCAGCGGCGGCUCCUUUCUGGCCCAGCAACAACAGGCAGGGCCAUAUGGCAUGGGCGAGUACUCGGACAUCCAGACAAUGGAUUUCUUCCAGAGCCUACAGGGCAACUCGAACGGGGAUCUCGGAGGGUCCGGGGAGGUGACGACGCCGCAGCUUGACCUGGGAUUCGGUAUCAACUGGGAUAACAUGCACCAUGAUUUCAGCGACGGCCAACAGAUGAACAUUUUUGACGGGUUUUUCUUUGGCGGCCAGCAGCCGCAGCAACAACAGGCUUCGCCGCCGGAUCAGCAGCAGGGUUCUAAUGGAGGAGGUAACACGAAUGGACGACCUGGAGUAUAAGCGCAGUCAACGAUUUCGAACUGCUAUUGUGCGGAAACGCCGAGUAAACACGCGAAUGAAUAUACUGUUUGCCUGUGAGUGGCAUUCCACAUACAUGUAAAUACUAUACGUACGAAAGAUACGUAGAACAGCGGUCACGCACCGCAAGGGGGGUUUGGUUGGGUAGUGGUGCGAGCGAGACCGACUCGAGAAAAGCAGGGGUGGGCGGAACGAUUGAUGGGAAUUCCAAAACAAAAAAAGGGGGGAGGGACAUGUGACAAUGGGCGGCUUGUGAAUCAUUCUGUAUUGGUAUACCCAAGCAAAAGCGAGUGGAAGCGGGGGAGAACAGAGACGGAUGAAUAGGAGGGCCGGGGUCGUGUUACAGGCAGCGAGCUAAUGAGAUGUAUUGCCUGUCAUUACACGCUUCCUCUUGUAAUGGAGUCGGAGGUUCUCCUUCGACGGUAUUUCUGAUACCUGUUCUGUCUACCAGGACUUCUUGACUCCCUGAGUUUUGAACAGU
This is a messenger RNA of Colletotrichum destructivum, 4426 nucleotides long. RefSeq lists its product as uncharacterized. The coding region runs from base 943 to 3927 and encodes 994 amino acids. Gene Ontology annotation, molecular function: DNA-binding transcription factor activity, RNA polymerase II-specific; zinc ion binding; sequence-specific DNA binding. Gene Ontology annotation, biological process: positive regulation of transcription by RNA polymerase II; DNA-templated transcription. Lineage: Eukaryota; Fungi; Ascomycota; Sordariomycetes; Glomerellales; Glomerellaceae. The record is from RefSeq and is a predicted model, not a curated record. The transcript has 4 exons.